Messenger RNA from Schistocerca cancellata (South American locust), 2478 nucleotides. RefSeq lists its product as uncharacterized. The coding region runs from base 1 to 2346 and encodes 781 amino acids. The transcript has 5 exons. The record is from RefSeq and is a predicted model, not a curated record. NCBI's taxonomy places the organism in Eukaryota, Metazoa, Arthropoda, Insecta, Orthoptera, Acrididae.
AUGAAGGGGGUCUUAGGCAUCCUUCUUCUUUUGUUGAUGCUAACAGCUCGCUCCACGCCGUCUGAUGACCCGCACCGGAAAACAACGGGAACUUCUUUCAAGGCCACGCUAUCCAUCACUUUAGAAAAAACGGACGCCUCGAUCUGUAGUACUGCGACCACCACCAAAUCGGCGGAUUUGUCGUCUGCUUAUCUGGCUACCGCAGACGCAUCAGCUGCCGCUGCUGGAGAACAUUCAUUCAGGUUACCAGACACCAGACACGAAGAAUCGCCGGACUACUACGAUGAUGAAAAUAACGAAGACGGGACAGCACCAGCCCCGGAAGGUGCUACAGACUAUGAACCACCAGACUACUAUGAUGAUGACGAAACUUACGAGGCAGCAUCUGCAGAUAGGAAGCAUCCAUCAUCAGGUACAGCACCAGUCCUGGAAGGUGCUACAGACUAUGAACCACCAGACUACUAUGAUGAUGACGAAACUUACGAGGCAGCAUCUGCAGAUAGGACGCAUCCAUCAUCAGGUACAGCACCAGUCCUGGAAGGUGCUACAGACUAUGAACCACCAGACUACUAUGAUGAUGACGAAACUUACGAGGCAGCAUCUGCAGAUAGGAUGCAUCCAUCAUCAAGUACAGCACCAGUCCUGGAAGGUGCUACAGACUAUGAACCACCAGACUACUAUGAUGAUGACGAAACUUACGAGGCAGCAUCUGCAGAUAGGACGCAUCCAUCAUCAGGUACAGCACCAGUCCUGGAAGGUGCUACAGACUAUGAACCACGAGGCUACUAUGAUGACGAAACUCCAGAGUCAGCCUCUGAAGAUAGGCUGCUUCCAGAAUCGGACAACGCGUCAGUCGCGGAAGGUGCGUGUUCAGCAGAAAGACAAGGGAGAGGUUACAAUGCUUCGAGAGGAAAAGCUAUGACGAGUUCGACGGGAGAAUUGGAUAUCGAUGAUGCUGUCGCUGCUGCUGAAAUUUCUCGACCAAUAAACUGGAUAUCGUGGUUACCUUCGUGGUGUAGAAACUGGCCGCUCUAUGGCCCAUUAGGCGUGCCCCGUGACGUGCAACUCCAGGCAUAUUCACAAGCGUUGGAAGAACAUAACAUUGGGAUUGGAAACUAUUGGACACAGUCGUCGGAACCAGCUGACGAUGACGAACAAUCCCGCGCUGGAAACCCACAGACACAUUACAUUUCCCUCGCGGUACGACAGUCGCAGAUGCUCCAAGAGUUUUAUCAGUGGAUUUUUCAGCAGCUGUCAUCGCCGGAAGCUUCUGGUGACUGCACCCCCGAGUCACUACAUCGUUUUCUAGACGCCUUAGAAUACCAGGCCCAUUUGGUGGAAUCAAUUUGCAACAGGUCACCCACUAUGCGCUUGACGUGCAACGCUUCUAACUCUUCAAUUUUCGGUAAUUUCUUCUGGGUCAUGGACACUCACUCUAUCUGGAUGCAAGUCUUCAACAACUGGGCCAUUCGUCAGUUUGACAUCGGAGCAGUGUCCCAUGGACGUCAACGUCGGUUACCGACAGACGGCAUUCCCUCAUUUAACAUGUCAAACUUUUCUAUAAGAAGCCAGACAGCAGGGGACAGUACAUUGGGCUUGGAAGCAGUCAGCGCAGACGUUUGUGGUGUUGAAGAGGUCCGUAGAGUAAGAGAACCAGAAUUGAUUCAUAACGAAGAUCUUAACGCCAUGUCAGAAGCAACUGCUGAACACAACUCUUACCCCAUUCAGCGACAGCUAGAGUCUCGCAAUCAGGAAAGAAAGUUCCCUACGUGUCUACUGCAGAGCUUGUCAGUGACAAGCCAAGAAAUACAAUGGCCAGGACUGGAAAGGUUCAGGGACCAAGAAGCGGGAGUCCCAUCAGAGGAUGUUCGGGAUGAAUUCGAAGCUGCAUUUGCCCCACUACAAAACAGAGUGCACCCAAAUCUUGCUGAUGGACAAGAUGUAAAUCCGGAUGAAGGCUUCAAUGAUGAUCACUCGCAGCUAGCAGUGCAGUCAAAAGAACGAAUGACAGAAAGUGUGUCAUUGGAUGAGGAAGAGCACCUGGACAUGGAUUCUGAUCCAAGAAACCUUCGGGGCUGCUCAGAGAUACCUGUGUUGCAGGUGCUUGGCUCAGACUUCGACCCUUACUUCAUGUUGUACGUAAAGUGCAACGAGCGAGACGAGACGUGCGAGCCGCCGGAGAAGUGCCUGCCCAUGAACACCGUGGUCUCUGUGACGAUGCCGCGCUGGGCCACCCUCCCGGAAUUCCCGCACAGCGUCGUCGACACGCGCCAGCUGCCCAGUGGCCGCAUCUCCACUAGGCUGUUGGUGCCCACAUCCUGCGUAUGCAGAGAGCCCAGUGCUUAAAGUUAGCUCAACUAUCCUCCGGGAUCUGAAGAAAAAACAAUAAAUGAAUGCGAAUGCCUUUUUAACAUUUUACCACCCUGACAAGAUUACAACUUCUCGUGACAUCCAGGUGUCUCGCAAGAAUUUUAUGGG